This is a messenger RNA of Anneissia japonica, 1711 nucleotides long. RefSeq names its product sodium-dependent lysophosphatidylcholine symporter 1-like. Gene Ontology annotation, molecular function: symporter activity. The transcript is spliced from 13 exons. Gene Ontology annotation, cellular component: membrane. Gene Ontology annotation, biological process: carbohydrate transport. The record is from RefSeq and is a predicted model, not a curated record. NCBI's taxonomy places the organism in Eukaryota, Metazoa, Echinodermata, Crinoidea, Comatulida, Comatulidae. Bases 80 to 1561 code for a protein of 493 amino acids.
UUAGACUAGAAGCACUAUUGAAGCCUCAUGAGCCCAUGGAAUUGAACGAGAAAUAGCGAAAGUACAAGAGAAAUAAAUCAUGGAGUCGGCGAAAAUCAAACAAAUACGAAAUCCAGAUGAUGAGAGAACACCACUAACAAGAAGAAAACAAAAGAAGUUGACGGUGUAUAACAAACUUUGUUUUGGCGUCGGCGGAAUGCCCUACCAGCUCACCAAUACUGUAAUAGGUUUUUACAUAUCCGUGUUUCUUCUAGAGACGGCGGGCGUCCCACCACAGUACGCAAGUGUUAUUAUUUUGUCCGGGAGGUUAUGGGACGCCUUCACUGACCCCAUCAUUGGCUUGUUAGUUACUAAGACAGAUACAAGAUUUGGAAAGCUCAAACCAUGGAUGGCAUCUUCGGCUCCAUUUGCUGUCGUUAGCUUUUUCUUUCUUUGGUACGUUCCGAGUUUUGAGGAGGAAGGCUACAAGCUGGCUUGGUAUCUUCUGUUUUAUUGUGUUUUUCAGACUCUGCUUUCGUCAUUCCAUAUGCCGUUCUCUGCGCUGACCAUCUUUAUCACAGAGGAUCAGGCGGAAAGAGAUUCAGCUACGGCCUACAGAAUGGCGAGCGAGGUAGCAGGAACUCUGUUAGGUAACAUCAUAAUGGGACAAACCGUCUUCUUGUCUGUGAAGAAAGCCGGAGGAAGGGCAGACUGUUCAGGAAAUAAUACAGAAGUCCCCCAAGAAAUUAUAGAUGCAGAGACCAAAGGAUAUAUGAUCGGAGCCGGGAUAAUAUCUGGCCUUUUUGUGAUUUGUGCAGUUAUAGUUCUUACUGGAACGACAGAAAAAAAACCUCAACAAAGGAUAUCGCAAAGAAAUGAACCCCUUCCGACAGCCGUCAAGAAAGUCUUGACCUUCGGCCCGUACAUUAAGCUUACCAUGUCUUUCCUAUUUUUUUCAUUGUGUAUACAGUCGAUCCAAGGAAAUCUUGCUUUGUUCUUGAAAUAUUCUCUUGGAGUGGACGAUUACCAGUACGUCAUCAUUACAAUAUUGGGUGCUUUUCCAGUGCUUAUCGCAUGGGGAUUUCUUCCGGAAGACUCAUACUGGGCAGUAUACGUGUUGGGUAUUGUUGCUGGUAACUGCAUAUCUGUGGCCCAACUUCUUCCAUGGUCAAUGAUACCAGAUGUUAUUGACGACUUCUUGUUGAAAACUGGUGACAGUUAUGAAACAAUAUUUUAUUCUUUCUAUGUCAUGUUUACCAAGUUUGCCGCCGGUUUAUCUCUGAGUCUAUCUACACUUAUGUUGGGUGUUGCAGGUUAUGAGACCGGCGCUUGUGAUCAGCCGGAUUCAGUCAACAAAACACUUCGUUUGCUGGUAACUGCGUUACCUGCUACGUGCGCCCUAAUCGGGUUUCUUUUCUUAUGGCUGUAUCCAAUAAAUGAAGAGGUGCGAUUGAAAAACAAAACCAUCAUGGAAAUGUGGCGGGACGACAGAGAUGAUAGACGGCGCGCUACAGUAAGGAAGGCCACAGUAUCGCGAGCCAGGACUCGAUCGUACCGUACUCCAUCGACUACGCUGAUGUAGUCAGCAUCAGUACUGUAAACUUUGUAUACUACGUACUCGCGCGAAUAAGCGCCCCGUUUGAAUAACCGCCCCUCCUAACGUGAACAUUUCCUUAAGCGCCCAGUUUGAAUAAGCGCCCCUUCUAAUUUGAAUAAGUGCCCCCUUAUAAGA